Messenger RNA from Tauraco erythrolophus (red-crested turaco), 1162 nucleotides. Lineage: Eukaryota; Metazoa; Chordata; Aves; Musophagiformes; Musophagidae. The record is from RefSeq and is a predicted model, not a curated record.
GUGGAACUUGACGUCCUGUGGAACCAGCGUAGCCAGCUCAGAGUGCAGCGAGGAGCUGUUCUCCUCGGUUUCGGUUGGCGAUCAGGACGACUGUUACUCGCUGCUGGAUGACCAGGAGUUCACCUCCUUCGAUUUGUUCCCCGAGGGCAGCGUCUGCAGUGAUGUCUCCUCUUCCAUCAGCACCUACUGGGAUUGGUCAGACAGUGAGUUCGAAUGGCAGUUGCCUGGCAGCGACAUUACGAGUGGGAGCGAUGUACUUUCCGAUGUUAUACCUAGUAUUCCGAGCUCACCUUGUCUGCUUCCGAAAAAGAAAAACAAGCAUAGGAAUCUUGAUGAACUUCCAUGGAGUGCAAUGACAAAUGAUGAACAGGUUGAGUAUAUUGAAUAUUUGAGUCGCAAAGUCAGUACGGAGAUGGGCCUUCGAGAGCAACUUGAUAUUAUUAAAAUUAUUGAUCCUACUGCUCAGAUAUCACCUACAGAUAGCGAAUUCAUUAUUGAAUUGAACUGUCUCACAGAUGAAAAGCUGAAACAGGUGAGAAACUAUAUCAAGGAGCAUGGACCUCGUCAACGGUCUGCAAGGGAAGGCUGGAAGAGGAGUAGCUACAGUUGCGCCAGUACCAGUGGUGUGAGCGGCGCCAGUGCCAGCAGCAGCAGUGCCAGCAUGGUCAGCUCAGCAAGCAGCAGUGGUUCUAGUGUGGCUAACUCCACCUCAAACUCGAGUGCCAACAUGAGUCGAGCGCACAGUGAUAGUAAUUUGUCCACAAGUGCUGCAGAGAGGAUCCGGGAUUCAAAAAAACGUUCCAAGCAACGGAAACUACAGCAAAAGGCCUUACGCAAGAGACAGCUGAAAGAACAAAGACAAGCUCGUAAGGAAAGACUGAGUGGAUUAUUUCUUAAUGAAGAAGUGCUCUCUUUAAAAGUGACUGAGGAGGACCAUGAAGGAGAUGUGGAUGUUUUAAUGUGACAGGGGUGAAUUUGUCAGUGUUCUUUCUAAGCCUUAAAUGUAUUAUCCUUAUUGUUUACAUAUAUUUCUUGACCAAAUUUUGAUUAGCGCUAACAGUAUAAACCAGAUAUUUUCUCAAGUGUAAUUUGGUAAGAAGGUCUAAGUAUUGAGUGACUUCAGCUUUUUGAGACUGACUUUUGCAACAAAGACUUCAGAACU